CAGUGUUCAGCGGGAAGCGAGUGAGAGUGCACGCGUGAUUUUCGCCGUUCUUUUUUACCUACCGCCGUUUUUUUCUUGCUUGUUGAAAUGGCAAACAUGAGCACAGAGGAAACAUUUAAAUUUCUGGAGCUGUAUCAAGCAGAAAACUGCCUGUGGAAUCCCAAAAAUAAAUACCACAAAAAUAAAAAUGUUAUUAAUGAUUCAUGGAAACGUAUUGCUGAUACGAUGGGCAUUCCAGUGCAUGAGUUAAAAAAGAAAAAAGAUAAUCUUCUUAGUACAUUUAGAACGAAUUUAAAAAAAAGAAAUGCAUCCAUUCGGUCAGGGGCGGGAACAGAGGAUGUGUAUCAGCCCAUAUGGAUAUUUUACGAUGUGAUGGCUGCGUUUUUAACAGAUGUUUACGAAUCCACAAGUAUUCUAAAUACAGAGGAAAAAACACAACCUGAUUUGUAUGAAGAGGGUAGCGCUUCUAACGUGCAGGUUAGUGAUAAUAUUCCGGAUGCUAAAAACGAAGACCAUAAUGAUGCCAACAUCCCUACUACAUCUCAAAACAAACCAAUUAUUCAGUCACAAAAACGUCGUGCUAAAGAUCCACCCGAAAUGCAAGAAGCCAAUAAAAAAAUGAGUACUGCUUUUACAGCAUUAAAUAAAGCAUUGGCUAACAAAGAAAACAUAAAAGAAGAAGACGAAUGCGAUUUAUUUUGUAAAAUGUUGGCAAAACAAAUAAGGGAGUAUCCAAAACUUGAAAGGGAAGAAAUAAUGUACGAGCUUCAUGGUGUUAUGAUGAACAGACGUCGUCGUUACAACACGAUGCAGGGUAGAUCAUAUGCUGUUUCUUCUCCUUCACAAAUAAUCCUCAGUCGACCUAGCACGAGCAACAGCAUGUAUCCAUCAACACCGUCACCUAUAUACGUAGUAGACUCCCCCCAUUCAGUUCAGUCACCACCACAAAAUAUGGCCAAUCAACAAACCGAAAUGGUUAACAUUAUUUCACAAGAAGUACUUGUACCACAAACAAGUAAAAUGUAUUACGAAAGCUGUUUAAAUAUGACGGACGAUAAUAACACCGAUCACCCUUAAUUUGUCAAAGCAAACUGAAAGUACCUACUUACCUAUUUGUCAAAGCAAAGUUUUUUGUAAACUGUUGAUUAUUCAUUACAAUACAAUUAAUAAUAAAGAUUUUGGAUUAAAUUAUGUGGUUUACCUUCACUAAAUCCUUUAACACGUUAUUGAGCGCUAAACAUACUUCAGGAACAAUAAUGGAUAUAACUUGGCUUGAAAUUUUAAACAGGUAAUGCAAGCUUCUAUAGCUAUCACCAGUAGCUAAAUAUCUUAAUGUUACUGCCAAACGCACUUUCACUGGAAUGGCAUCCCUCCAAUCUGUAUCUUUUUUAGCAAUCGUUGGAGAUAUCUUUUGUAGUAAAUAUUCAAAAUCGCUGCUAGACAUUCGAACAAAAUUAUUAAAUUCUCCAGAGGGCUCUGCAUAUAGUUCUGCAAACUGGUUUUCCAUGCUAUUCCUGCGAAGAAACAGAGUAAUGUAAGAAGUCGUUACCUACGUUAAAAAAAACUUUUUAGAAAAGAGAACCGACUUCAAAAACACUAACCCGUAAGAAUAUCCAAGUAUAUUGCCGAAGGUCAUCAUUAAACUAAGAAGUAUUAUAUACUAUAACCUCUACCUAAAUGUAACAAAUUUAUGAAAACCGCAAACAUACAUACAAACAUACAGGUCAAACUGAGAACCUUCUUUUUUUGAAGUCGAUUAAAAAGCGUACAAGUUAUAUUAUGAAUAAAAAAAUCCCACUUACUUUGUUCGGUUUCUAUGUAUAGUCAGCAUCCACCACCUUCUUCUUCUCCAUUUUUUUUUAAUAACCCUAUUGCGAUAGACGCUUAAAUAAUACUUGUAAGUACAAAAUAAAUUAAUAGCUGCGGCAGCAACGGUCUCGAUAUCCAUUCUGCGUGCGUA
Messenger RNA from Spodoptera exigua (beet armyworm), 1960 nucleotides. The record is from the annotation of a GenBank genome assembly. Lineage: Eukaryota; Metazoa; Arthropoda; Insecta; Lepidoptera; Noctuidae.